AUGGGUAAAUCCCGGAGACCCCACACGCCGGGACCCUCACAAGCCGGCUCGCCGGGUCGCACCUCGGGCCCCAUGGACGGCUAUGUAUGCACGCCGCGAGACAUGCGGUCCGCGCCGGCCGCAUCCAAAAUGGCGCCGGCCUCCCCAGGGGACAGCAGCAGUGACAGCCUGACGCAGGGCUCACCCAGGGGAGACACUCUGGCGCAUAUUUCAUCCGAGCUGGCCAAGAUCACUGCCAAUAUGCUGUCCAGAGCUGACAAAGCUGAGAUGCUGGCAGAAAUCAGGACUGCAAUCAGGGAGGAAGUCAUGGAG
Molecule: messenger RNA, 312 nt
Organism: Pelobates cultripes (western spadefoot toad)
Lineage: Eukaryota; Metazoa; Chordata; Amphibia; Anura; Pelobatidae
Source: the annotation of a GenBank genome assembly